UUUGACCUCAUGAAUAAUUCAUAAGGGCUGGAAGGAGGCUUAGGCUGUACAGGAAGGGUUGCACCAUGUCGGAUAGAGAGAGUGGGGACGAACAGCAGGGUCAGGGAUCUGGUGAACAGGAGCUGGCAACAAGGACUCUUCAGAUACAGUCCAAGAGAUUUUAUCUCGAUGUCAAACAGAACAGACGUGGACGCUUCAUUAAAAUAGCUGAGGUUGGGGCUGGAGGAAAGAAGAGCCGCCUUCUCCUUGCGAUGUCUACUGCAGCAGAAUUCAGAGACUAUUUGACAGAAUUCAGUGAACAUUACGCAUCCCUUGCAGGCCCUCCAAACCCAGAUAACUUGCCCGAGGAUGGAAAAUUAAAGAGUGAGCAGAUGGUAAAAGAAAACCGACGUUACUAUCUAGAUCUUAAAGAAAACCAGCGGGGGCGGUUUCUGAGGGUAAGUACGGUUGCCCAGACCAGACCAAGGGGAGGGCCGCGCUCUCAGAUUGCCAUUCCUGCUCAGGGAAUGAUUGAGUUUCGAGAUGCUCUCACAGAUCUUCUGGAUGAGUUUGGAACAGAUGACCAUGAGGGACAGAAUGAAUUACCAGAAAGCAAAUACUUAAGAGUUGAAAACAAAGUAUUUUAUUUUGAUGUUGGAUCAAACAGACGUGGUGUGUACCUCAGAAUUUCUGAAGUCCGAGCUAAUUACAGGACUGCAGUUACCAUUCCAGAGAGGUCCUGGGGCAGGUUUCGGGACAUGCUAUGUGAAUUCUGUGACAGUUCAUCAGCCAGUAAACCCAGUGCAGGGGCCGGAGGAGGGGGCGAAGAAAGUCAGUAGGCCACUAGGAUCGGGAGAGGAAAUGUGCUUUAAGCAGAUCAGAGGAAUGUACCAUGAAAGUUACAAAUCGUGAAAGUGACCAGUUUAUUUAUUUGUAAGGUGAACUAUCACCAGAACUUUGUCUGACUGUGCAUUGUGAUUGAGGAUACCGAUCAGAAAAAUAAGCAGCUUCUAGGUAAAGUUGGAUACAGCAUCCAUCGACGAGGAUUGAUAAAAGGCAAGGCCAACCUAGUCUUUCACAAACUCUAACAUAUUGAUAUAAAGUUACUUCAACAUGUGAUUUUUGUAUUAUUUACAUCAUGAUUGGUCCUAAGGACAUAUGACUAAUUCAAUCCAUUGAUCAUGCAAGUUGUAAAUUAAUCUAAAUGACAGACAAAGGAAAAGAAAAUGGACAAAAUAUUCAUUAAAGCACAUUUCCUUUGUCACAAUUACCUCCCUUGAGAGGCUGAGUGUUAAGGUACGCGUAGCAGAUUUUUUUCUCAUCGUAAAGAACAAUGUUGGGUGUUUUUGACAACUAGUGUUAUAGUUGUGAUUUGCGUAGUGUGGUGUAUGGAUAUUUAUGAUAAAAGUUUAAGUAUGUUCUUUGUUCUGCACAAUUUGUGCACGUUAUGUUGUAUGGUUAAUAAAAAUGUGGUCAUACAAACACACCCUCUGAAAAUAAUUAACAUACUGAUAUGUAGAAGAAAUUCGAAUUAUGUAUUGGUGCACCAAAGAUUGUAUUGUUUUAGUUGAUAUUGUUUGCUCCUUGUUAGAGAAGGUUUAUGUAUAUUUAUCUUAUUUCUGUCAGAUUGUUGAAAUCAUAUUUUUCCUGUUAUUAGCUGAGCAGCACACUGGUCAGCUUUUAAAUUAUAAUGUUAAGAUUUUAUCAAUUUAAUAUCAUCCAGGGGAGUUGUAAAAAUUGUUAUCAACAAGUGUUGUGUUCUUAUACUUGAAAAAUCUUUUUACAAUCAGACUGGUCAAAUAUGCAACCCUGUCUAUUGAUUCACUUUCCUGUGUAAAGUUUAAACUUGCAUAGACAUGGCAAUAACGUGGGAUAGCAUCUUUCUGUACAUUGUUUUCACACUUUCUCACGUGGCUACAAUCAUUUACAUGAUCUAUGGCAUCUUUUUUCAUAUUAUGAACUUAUAUGAAAUGCAACAAACAGAAGAACAGACUGGCUGUAAAUUGAUUUUUCAGUAGAGACUGCAAAUAGAACUACUCAGGUACAACACUGAGAGUGGAAAGAGAAAGUGAUUUUUCGUGGCCUUUUCAAAUGUUAAAUGUUGAUACAAAAUCAUUCAGUGUUACAAUUUUGAAUUUUUGGAUUACUACAUGUGCAUGAUGUAUUCCAUUUUUUUACAGUACCUGUUUCAGUUUUUAAAGGGGGUUGUGGAAUAUAUAGAUGCUUAGUAGCAGAGCAGUAAAGUAUGCUAUAUGAAAGGAACAAGGCAUGCUUGUCUUUUCAGAUUUCUGUCAGAUAAAAGUUUUAAUCUUGCAACAUCAUCCAUAUUUAAAGAAAUGAUAUAGGAAUGAAUGUUAAUCAGUUGUAUAGAAAAUAAUGUAAUCCAGUAUUUAGGCAGUCAAGAUUGGUCAACUUUGGUUUUUGGUGUGACAGAAAUCUGAAAAGAAGACAAACAUGUCACAUGGUGUAAUGACAUAGAAGUCGUUGAGGAUUAGAAACAUCUGGAAGCUUAGGAAUGCUGUAGUGGAUGAUGUAUUACAGCAAGAUGACUCUUCUCAGGUCUUUAGAUAGAUUUGUGAUGAAGUUUUACCCAGAAUAAUUUCUCCAGCCUUCUGUUAUCACAUCAACACACACUAUUGUAAAUAACAGAGUUGUCUAUAGUGCUAUUUAUUAUUCUUGUGAUUAUUUUAUUCUGGGUAAAAUGCCGUGGCAUUUUGAUUGUUAUUUGUACUGAAAUACAAGUACAAACUUCACUCUUUACUAGAUCUACAGUGGUAAAUGGAAAUAUAAAAUUCUAGAUUAAAAGCCUUUUUCCCAUAGACUUUUAUGAAAUUUUAAAGCUACAGCUUGGUAAUUGAAAAUUGGGGUAUUUUUUUUUUCAACCACAAGCUUGAUUUAUAUAUGGAAAGAAAUAACUGUUAACUCAUGCCCCCAACAGAUUAAUUUGAAAGAUGUCAUCCAUUGAUGUUUACUCUGUUGAUAUUUUUUUACUUGAACAUCUGUACAUCUAUUAGAAAUAUUUAUGUAUUAAAAUAGUACAAUGUGACAUCUUUGCUGUCUUGAUUUAAAGACCUUGAGUGGUUUAAAAACUCUGUUCUCCAAAAAAUUGAGUAUAUCACUGGAUUUGGUAGAAUGACACCUUUGGAUGACAUCAAAGCAAAUUGUAAGCAACUACAAAGAUAUGGAUGAAAUUUGUACCAUCUUCAUUAUCAUCUUGUUGUAAAAGUAUUAAACAUUCAGCAUGUUUUA
Molecule: messenger RNA, 3228 nt
Organism: Magallana angulata
Lineage: Eukaryota; Metazoa; Mollusca; Bivalvia; Ostreida; Ostreidae
Product: transcriptional activator protein Pur-beta-B-like
Exons: 7
Coding region: 66-818 (250 amino acids)
Biological process (GO): regulation of transcription by RNA polymerase II
Cellular component (GO): nucleus
Molecular function (GO): DNA-binding transcription factor activity, RNA polymerase II-specific; purine-rich negative regulatory element binding; RNA polymerase II transcription regulatory region sequence-specific DNA binding
Source: RefSeq, a predicted model, not a curated record